AGCUUUAUAACAUUUAUAUUUUAUUUUAGACAGAAAAAUGUCAUACGGAGAUAUUAUUGGAUAAGUUAAAUUUACAAAAUGUAAUUACAACACUUAAUACAAAAAAAGCUAAUAUUCGUGUAAUGCUACACAAACUUUCGACAAAAAUUUGUAAAGAAAAUUUAGGAGAAAAUAGGUGGAAAACAUCUUAUGUAUCAGGAUCAAAUUUUACAGAAAACAAACAUAAGUUUCCCUGUACAGAAUUUACAAAACCUAUCAUUAUACCAAUUGUAUAUUUAUUGUCACAACAGAACUGUAGUACAUCAUGUACUUUCUGUAUUAGAAAUCCAUCUAAUUAUCGUAUACAAAUUCGUAGUUUUAAAACAAGACGUAAUGUAAAUAGAGACUUGAAUACAAGACCAUCGUUCGCAAGCAGGAUUAGAAAAUGGCUUCUUCAUUCUUCAAACACGAGUUCAUCUGCCCGAAUUCAGACAUUGGAAUCAGAUUUUGAAAAAGUAAAAAAUAUGUUCAGUUCCACUGAAUCUUCAGCAGGGAAUCAAGACAAAGUGAAAACUGCUUUUAUAGAAGGUUAUGAAGCAGGUCUCCAGCGACAGAUUCGUGGAAGUUCUAUGUGGCCAAAGAUGCUGAUUAAUAUUAUGUCCCUAAUCUUCAUCGGGUCGUUAGCUUGGUAUUUUGUUAUCAAAUCAGGAGGCGUCUUCCGAUUUACAAUUGGUCAAAGAUCUGAAAUUAAUCCAGAAGCAAUUAGUGUGACUUUCAAUGAUGUAAAAGGAGUUGAAGAAGCCAUGGAGGAAUUGAGGAAUAUAGUUGAAUUUUUGAAAAAUCCAGAUAAGUUUUCUGCACUUGGUGGAAAAUUACCUAAAGGUGUGUUACUAGUAGGACCACCAGGGACAGGAAAAACAUUGUUAGCACGAGCUAUAGCUGGUGAAGCUGGAGUGCCAUUCUUCCAUGCUGCCGGUCCAGAAUUUGACGAAAUUUUGGUGGGACAAGGUGCACGUAGAGUAAGAGAAUUAUUCAAAGCAGCAAAAGCAAAAGCUCCAUCUGUAAUAUUUAUUGAUGAGAUUGACUCUGUUGGUGCAAAACGAACAAAUUCAGUUCUUCACCCAUACGCAAAUCAAACAAUAAAUCAGUUAUUAGCAGAAAUGGAUGGAUUCCUGCAAAAUGAAGGUGUUAUAGUACUGGGCGCAACUAAUAGACGAGAUGAUUUAGAUAAAGCAUUGUUACGACCUGGUCGUUUUGAUGUUCAAGUUUUUAUAAAUAAACCAAACUUUCUGGGUCGGAAAGAAAUUUUAGAUUUAUAUUUGUCAAGAGUAUUAACACGAGAUAUUGAUAUAGAAUAUUUAGCAAGGUGUACUGCUGGAUUUACUGGCGCGGAUAUAGAAAAUAUGGUAAAUCAAGCUGCAUUGAAAGCAGCUAUUGAUGACGAUAAAUAUAUAAGCAUGAAACAUUUAGAAUAUGCUAGGGAUAAAGUAAUAAUGGGUCCUGAAGGAAAACUGAAGGCAAUUGAUGACGAAGUCAAGCUUAUUACAGCAUACCACGAAGCGGGUCACGCACUAGUUUCAUUUUACACUAAAGAUUCUGUGCCAAUACAUAAAGUUACUAUUAUACCUCGUGGGCCUUCGUUAGGACAUACGUCAUACAUGAAUGAAAAAGAUGUAUAUCAUGUAACAAAAUCACAAUUACUAGCUAGAAUGGAUUCAAUGAUGGGUGGUCGUGCUGCAGAGGAAUUAAUUUUUGGACCUGAUAAAGUGACAACUGGAGCAGCAAACGAUUUUGAACAAGCAACAGUAGUUGCUGAACAGAUGGUGAAAACUUAUGGUAUGUCUGAAAAAGUUGGAUUUCGGGCACAUGGAGAUUUAAACAAACGAAACGAUAGCGUAGGUAACGAAUAUGGUCCUAGUACUAAUGAACUCAUCGACAAUGAAGUGAAACGUCUUCUACAGGAAUCUUAUGAUCGCGCAAAAAUAAUAUUAAAAACUCAUUCGAAAGAGCACAAACAGUUAGCAGAGGCUUUACUUAAAUAUGAAACUUUAGAUGCCGAAGAUAUUAAAGCAAUAGUAAAUGGGAAAAUACGAUUUUGGUUUAUAGUUACAUUUUAUAUAUUAUUAUUACAUCAGUUGUUUUACAAUGUUGCAUGGUUAAAGUAUGAAUGACUGGAAUCCAUAACUAU
This is a messenger RNA of Megalopta genalis, 2167 nucleotides long. The record is from RefSeq and is a predicted model, not a curated record. Lineage: Eukaryota; Metazoa; Arthropoda; Insecta; Hymenoptera; Halictidae.